Molecule: messenger RNA, 897 nt
Organism: Musa acuminata subsp. malaccensis (wild Malaysian banana)
Lineage: Eukaryota; Viridiplantae; Streptophyta; Magnoliopsida; Zingiberales; Musaceae
Product: nuclear transcription factor Y subunit C-6
Biological process (GO): regulation of transcription by RNA polymerase II
Cellular component (GO): nucleus
Molecular function (GO): DNA-binding transcription factor activity, RNA polymerase II-specific; protein heterodimerization activity; RNA polymerase II cis-regulatory region sequence-specific DNA binding
Source: RefSeq, a predicted model, not a curated record
GCGGCCUCUUCCUGAAAACUUCACCUAUUCUGCCAUGUCUUCCCAAUUGUGUUCUAUUUUCCGCUUCGAUUCCCCUUCCAACAGGUGAGAUCUUGGCAUCUGGUUUGCGCCAAAGCUAGGGUUUUGGUCCGCGGGAAUGGAUCAGCAGCCUGGCCACCCCGCCCCUCCGGUGAUCGGCGUCGCCACCGGGGUCCCCUAUGCCGCCGCAUCGGGCACCUACCAGGCUUACCAGAACCUUUACCACCAGCAGCAACAGCAGCAGCAGCAGCAGCUCCAGAUGUUCUGGGCCGACCAGUACCGCGAGAUCGAGCAGACCACCGACUUCCGGAACCACAGCCUGCCGCUCGCCCGGAUCAAGAAGAUCAUGAAGGCCGACGAGGACGUGCGCAUGAUCGCCGCCGAGGCUCCCGUGGUGUUCGCCCGAGCCUGUGAGAUGUUCAUCCUGGAACUCACCCACAGGUCGUGGGCUCACGCGGAGGAGAACAAGCGGCGGACGCUGCAAAAGAAUGACAUUGCGGCGGCAAUUAGCCGCACUGAUGUGUUUGAUUUUCUCAUCGAUAUCGUGCCGAGGGAGGAAGGGAAGGAAGAUGUUGCCCACGCUCUUGGAGCCCCACCUUCUGACCCCCUCUCCUACUACUAUGUCCCAAAGUAGCAGCGGAGGCAAUGUGAAUCUGAGUAAUCCCUCUGCAUUCUCGUUUGCAUGAAUGGAUUAGUGUGAUUAUAGACUUAGGUUAUGGGGUUAAGCCUGUUGUAAUGAUGUUAACUGAAAUCUAAUUUCGACUAGAACUUGCUUACCAUGGCUGGUGACUAGUUCUUGGUGGUGGUUUUAUUGCAUGUAAUUUUAUGACAAGCAUAUGUUAUCUGAUGUGCUGCUAUAGAUCUUGAUUCUUUUAGGUU